AGACACAACAUUUAAAUCAAGAGGCUUCAACUUUGAACUCAUCUCUCUUCUUAAAGACCCGACCUUUCUGUUUCUCUAGCUUCCAAUUCUUAAGGGGUUUUGAUUCUGCUUCACCUUUUUGAAGCUCUGGAGCUUGAUGGGUUCUCUCUGAUUCCAACUUUUCUGGGGGUCUUUGUUCGGAGCUGCUGAGGUUUUUCUUUGACUUGAACUGGGAUCAAAGGUUAAUAUUCCAUGAAGCCUUUUGAAAAGAAUGAAGCUGAUUUGGAAGAUGGAAAGUUGGUUAAAGACAGAGAUAGAACACCACGAAGUAAUAAGGUGGUCAAAAUACAAAACCAGGCCCUGUUGUCUGGUCUUGCAUAUUGCAUAUCUUCGUGCAGCAUGAUUCUAGUGAACAAAUUCGUGCUUUCCAGCUAUAACUUCAAUGCUGGAAUUUCAUUGAUGCUUUACCAGAACCUCAUCUCAGUUAUAAUAGUGUCUACAUUGAGUUUGUUGGGGGUAAUAUCAACGGAACCACUAACAUGGAGAUUGGUUAAGGUCUGGUUGCCUGUGAAUGUUAUAUUUGUUGGGAUGCUCAUUACAAGCAUGUUUAGCUUGAAGUAUAUCAAUGUAGCGAUGGUCACAGUCCUGAAGAAUGUUACUAAUGUGAUCACUGCUGUUGGCGAAAUGUAUCUUUUCCAGAAGCACCAUGAUAGCAGAGUAUGGGCAGCCCUUUUUCUAAUGAUAAUCUCAGCAAUUUCGGGAGGGGUGACUGAUUUAUCUUUUCAUGCCGUCGGCUAUGCAUGGCAACUUGCUAACUGUUUCUUAACUGCAUCUUAUUCUCUAACUCUACGGAGGGUCAUGGAUACAGCAAAGCAGGUUACAAAAUCUGGAAAACUCAAUGAGUUUUCUAUGGUCCUGCUAAAUAACUCUCUUUCUUUGCCUCUGGGGAUUCUGCUUAUUUUUGUUUUCAAUGAGGUUGAUUAUCUCUUUACCACGCCACUUCUGAGAUUACCAUCAUUCUGGCUGGUAAUGACACUAAGUGGGUUUUUGGGUCUGGCAAUCAGCUUCACUUCUAUGUGGUUUCUUCAUCAAACAGGUGCUACAACAUACAGCCUUGUAGGUUCACUGAAUAAGAUCCCUCUAUCGGUUGCUGGUAUUGUACUUUUCAAGGUCCCAACCAGUUUAGAGAACUCCGCUAGCAUAUUCUUUGGUCUUGUGGCGGGAGUGUUCUUCGCUAGAGCCAAAAUGCGGGAGAGAUCUCAAUCCUGAACUGCUUUAACUUAGUUUGGCUUACACAUGAGGACCAUGUUUUGCAAUGGGGAAACUGCAUUCUGCUUUAACAUCUGAUGUUUCGCUUCUCGGAAAUCAUCUGGUGAAGUGACUGAUAAACUAGCAAGGAAGAUAUAUUCAGAUAGGCAAUGUUGCGGUACGUUUCUGGGUAUCUGGUGGAGGGAUGAAAGUUUCACUCAAAUGUCAGGAGGCCUUCGGAGAAAUAUUGUACUUUAUAGUAUGAAUACCUCAAAACCUUACCACUAAAUCAUUCACAUAUUUGUGUUGUGCAUUUGUGCUGCAUCUCAUUCUUAUAUAUCAUUUCUAGUCUUAUUGAAACGAUAUCCCUGUAAUUUAUAUGCGAAAUUACCAGAAAACAAA
This is a messenger RNA of Argentina anserina (silverweed cinquefoil), 1629 nucleotides long. Its product is annotated as GDP-mannose transporter GONST1. Gene Ontology annotation, cellular component: Golgi apparatus. Lineage: Eukaryota; Viridiplantae; Streptophyta; Magnoliopsida; Rosales; Rosaceae. The transcript has 9 exons. Gene Ontology annotation, molecular function: GDP-fucose transmembrane transporter activity; antiporter activity. The record is from RefSeq and is a predicted model, not a curated record. Bases 232 to 1248 code for a protein of 338 amino acids.